Molecule: messenger RNA, 626 nt
Organism: Synchiropus splendidus (mandarinfish)
Lineage: Eukaryota; Metazoa; Chordata; Actinopteri; Syngnathiformes; Callionymidae
Product: cysteine-rich and transmembrane domain-containing protein 1-like
Exons: 5
Coding region: 138-569 (143 amino acids)
Cellular component (GO): extracellular exosome
Source: RefSeq, a predicted model, not a curated record
AAGAGGAAGGGCCAGUGGAUGGAGAAGGUCACACCUAUCUUCAUCGAAGAAGCCUUUAGCACAGACUCAAUACUUUAGAGCAAGACAACAAGGAAACUGAAUAUUCAUCUCAUCUCCAUCAAUUUAAAUCCAGCGGCAUGAUGAGUGGAGACCAACCGCCCCCAUAUGGUCCACCUCAGCCGGUUGGCGCUUCUGCACCAGGCUUCCCUUCAGCUUAUAACUCUGCAUUUCCUGGCACAUCUUAUCAGAGUUACCCACCUCAGACCUUCCCUGGUGGACAGCCUCCCUCAGUGUACCACGUGCAGCCGUCCAGUGCUUCCGGUCCAUUUAUGAACCAGCCAGGGUACCAGGGAUACAGCACCGAGCCUCAGGGGUCCUCAUACCCAUGGGAUGACAUCAAGUCUUAUGGAGAGCAACCAAAACACACAGUGUUUCUCCUGGAUAAGAACCGUGGUGGCACCAGCAUGGGAGGUGGUGCCGGCGGAGCAAUGAAGUCAUGCCUCUCUGCUUGUUCUGCCGCGCUGUGCUGCUGCUGCCUGUGGGACUUGUUGACCCAAAACUUCUGCUGACAACUCAACCUUCAUUUUUUUGCAUUUGGAAUCAUCACCCUUAUAGAAGGAAUGAAU